UCGUGGUCAUCAUCAGCCCCGCACUGUGACACGCGGAGGUGUGUAGAGUCCAGCUGGCUGGGUACAUAUAAAUUGGUAUUAUUUGAGGCAGUUUAUGCUGACCUGCCCAGUGUGAACCCAUUUGAGUGUCAGAGUGUGACCUGGUGAAGGCACGGUGCGGGCCAGCGAGUCACCAGGUGAGCAGGACAGAGGAUGCCCCUCAGUGACCUCGAAACAAAGGCUUUAGAUGAACACUUCCUGAUCUGCAGCUACGUACACGGCUACACAGUGAGCCAGGGCGACGCUGCUCUCUUCAGGCAAUUCAAUUGUGCCCCUCCAAGCCACCUCUGUCACCUCCUCCGCUGGUACACCCACAUACACAGCUUUGGCCGGGAGAGUGCCAGCUUCCCUGCUGCCAAGAAGGAGAGUCUCACCCUUCUCAUAAAUGAUAAGGAGGUAACCAUCAUGGUGAACAACAGUAUGGAGGCUGAGGGGCAGGGUGAGGCAGGACAGCCUCCAGCACCAGAAGAGGACAUAGUCACCCCACACACCGUCCAAGCGUCAAGCAACAAGGGCAUUGACUAUGACAAGUUGGUUGACAGGUUUGGUUCAUCACGCAUUGAUGAAGCGUUACUGGAGAGGUUUGAGAGACUCACUGGCCACAAGCCUCAUCGCUUCCUUCGCCGCAACAUAUUCUUCUCCCACCGAGACAUGCACAGAAUAUUGGAUGCAGUGGAAAGUGGCAAAAAGUUCUUCCUGUACACUGGCAGGGGACCCUCAUCCAAUGCCAUGCACAUUGGACACCUCAUUGCCUUCAUCAUGACAAAGUGGCUGCAGGACGUGUUUGACGUUCCACUAGUGAUCCAGCUGACUGAUGAUGAGAAGUACCUGUGGCAGAAAGAUGCCACCAAGAAGGAUAACUCCCUAGAACACUACCACAGCCUGGCUCGGGAAAAUGCCAAGGACAUCAUUGCACUGGACUUUGAUGUAAACAAGACUUUUAUCUUUUCUGAUGUUGAUUUUGUUGGUGGAGCUUUCUAUGAAAAUGUGCUGAAAGUACAGAAGCAUGUCACCUUUAAUCAAGUGAAAGGGAUCUUUGGGUUUGAUGAAUCCAGCAGUAUUGGCAUGAUAAUGUUCCCAGCCAUCCAGGCUGCCCCAAGCUUCUCCUCCAGCUUCCCCUUCAUCUUUGGGAAUAAGAAAGAUGUUCCCUGUCUUAUCCCUUGUGGCAUUGACCAGGAUCCAUAUUUCCGCAUGACCCGGGAUGUUGCUCCAAAGAUUGGGUUCCAGAAGCCAGCACUUCUACAUUCAACCUUCUUCCCAGCCUUGCAUGGAGCCAGCAGCAAGAUGAGUGCCUCUGACUCAACCUCAUCUAUUUAUCUGACAGACACAGCCAAUCAAAUUAAGAAAAAGAUCAACAAGUACGCAUUCUCUGGAGGAAGAGACACCGUGGAGGAGCACAGGGAGCUGGGCGGGGACUGUGAGGUGGAUGUUUCCUUCAUGUACCUCACAUUUUUCCUGGAUGAUGAUGAAAAAUUGGAGGAGAUCCGACAGCAGUACUCCUCAGGAAAGAUGCUCACUGGAGAACUCAAAGCAGAAUUAAUCAAGGUUCUGCAGAAAAUGAUGGCAGAGUUCCAGGAGAGAAGGAAGCUUGUCACAGAUGAGACAGUCAAACAGUUCAUGACACCUCGCAGCCUGAAAUUUUAAAUGCAGUUGAAUGAUGGAAAUGCAUUUCUCUCCAACACAGUCUUGAGAUCACCAUUGUUGGGGCAACCCAACUGUACAUCAUUUUUAAAAUAAGUAAAAUUGAAAAAAAAAUGAUAACAGUUUUACACAUUAAAUUCUUUCAUGAAUCAUUAAAA
Messenger RNA from Scylla paramamosain (green mud crab), 1838 nucleotides. RefSeq names its product tryptophan--tRNA ligase, cytoplasmic-like (gene TrpRS). Gene Ontology annotation, cellular component: cytoplasm. The transcript has 11 exons. The record is from RefSeq and is a predicted model, not a curated record. Gene Ontology annotation, biological process: tryptophanyl-tRNA aminoacylation. Gene Ontology annotation, molecular function: ATP binding; tryptophan-tRNA ligase activity. Lineage: Eukaryota; Metazoa; Arthropoda; Malacostraca; Decapoda; Portunidae. Bases 193 to 1683 code for a protein of 496 amino acids.